Molecule: messenger RNA, 1891 nt
Organism: Zophobas morio
Lineage: Eukaryota; Metazoa; Arthropoda; Insecta; Coleoptera; Tenebrionidae
Gene: Srp68
Product: signal recognition particle subunit SRP68
Exons: 2
Coding region: 83-1777 (564 amino acids)
Biological process (GO): SRP-dependent cotranslational protein targeting to membrane
Cellular component (GO): signal recognition particle, endoplasmic reticulum targeting
Molecular function (GO): signal recognition particle binding; 7S RNA binding; endoplasmic reticulum signal sequence receptor activity
Source: RefSeq, a predicted model, not a curated record
AUGUCAACAGUGUCAACUCGUCUCCACGUUUGACAUUUGCAAAAUCUGUUUAAUCAAGAAUUAAAUUAAAAAAUCUUCCGAAAUGGUUGCCGAAGAACCAACGCAAAACCCUCCCACGGACGAUCAAACUUCCUCAAAAAAAUCGGAGUCACUGAAGACAUUCACUCUAGAGAUUUUAAAAGUAAUCAAAAACGCCCAACAACAACACGGAUUGCGACAUGGGGACUACCAGCGCUACCGUGGCUACUGCUCCCGCAGAAUCCGCAGACUCCGCAAAGUCUUGAAACUCCCCCAAGGCGAUAGACGCCACUUUAAAAAACGCGAUGUGACCGAGACCCACAUUAAUGACAAAAAAUCCGACGAACGCUACCUAGAAAUCCCCUUGAUGUUGUCUGAGCGGUGCUGGGCGUACGCAAUGCAGCUCCGACAAGAAGCUAACACUGAACCUCGAAAAAAAUUCCACUUAGUGCAGAAGCUGCGUAAAGCUAGCGUUUACGCCUUGCAGUUGGAAGAAUUGUGCCAACAGGAGCGAUGCGACGCUCGUACUAAACUGGAAUCGCAGGCUUACGUCGCGUGGAUUCACGGCAGUCUUCAAUUUGAGUUGCAGAUUUGGACGAAAGCUGCUGAAAAUUUGAAAAAGUCGCAAAUGAUUUAUGAGAAACUGGCUUCGGCUCUGCCAGAGGACGACCAGGCGCCAUAUAGACAAAGAGUGGUGGAAAUUACACCAAGUUUGAGAUACUGUGCUUACAAUAUCGGGGAUGAAAAAGCUGUGGAUUUGUUGGAAUUGCGAAGUCAGGGGAUUUUAGAGAACUUUGACGCUUUGGUGACACAAUCAAAGCAGAAAACUGAGGCCGUGUUGCAUGAAGUGCAAUGGUUUGGGAUUAAGAUUCCUGUUAGAAUUGAGAGAGUUCGUUUGUUUUUGUUGAGUAUUGAAGGAUUGGAUGAUUCUUUGGUUCAUGCUGAGAAUAAUCAAGCGAAAAUUAAAAUUCUUGAGAAUUUAUUUAUUGAUUUACGUGACAUUAUUUCUCUAGCUCGAGGUGUGGUAAGAACUGAGAAACAAGAUCAGCUUUUACUUUCUUACUUGGUGUCUAUUAAAGUUGAGAGAACUUCACAGAGACACUUGCUGCUUAUGCAACAAACAAAAAAACCUCAAGAUUGGGUACGCUUGCUUGACAUUAUCAUUCAGCAGACCACUGAACUGUCUCAGAAUGAGUCAGUUAAAGAUGUGAAAGUGGCUCAAGAUUACUACGUUAAGCAGCUACAAGUUUACAAAGCUCUAAGGAUUUAUUACUUAGCACGCACUCAAGCUACUCAAAAGCGUUGGAAGGAAGCUAUGGUUUUGUAUGAUCUGGCGUCAAAAGCCAUUGCUAAAAUUCCAACGAAAACUAAGUUUAUCCAAGAGUUAGAUGAGUUGUUGAAGAGCGUUAAGGACAAUGUAGAUACUGAUAAAAUCAACGCUCAAGCGAAUUGUGUUCUAGAUCAGCAAGAAGACCAGAGUAUCAGUGUACCUCAAAAAGUGUACAAAAGUAAGAAGCCUCUGAUUGAUCGUUUAGAUGAGUUUAGGGAAGAGCCACAGUUGUUGAGUAAAAAUCCUAAUAUAGUUAAUUUGCCGCCUGCAAUGGAACCUAUCCCAGCCAAACCUUUGUUCUAUGAUUUGGCUUUGAAUUUUGUGGAGUUGCCUGACUUGACCGAGAAGUUGGAGGGUGGGCAACCAAAGCAAAAGGGUGCUGGUAUUUCUGGGUUUGUUAAGGGAUUAUGGGGAUGGGGUAAGAAGUAGGUGGUUAUGGGUUAUUUGAUUCAUUUAUGUCAUAGCAUUUUUUUUUUUGUAAUACAUCAUGAAUGUGGAGUUGGUAUCAACAUGCAUUUACCCAUAAUAUAGUCAUAAAAUACA